AUGGAGCAGCUGCCAGCCCUGAGCACCGUCCUCUGCAUCCUCAUCUUCAUCCCGACCUGGGGAGCAGGUUCGGGCGGCUGGGGCGUGUCUCGAUACCACUCGUCGUAGUUUUCCUUCGCUGCUAUAAUGUUUAUUGCCCUGGUUCACGAAGGUCUCACAGUCCUUCAGAGCCCCGCUGUCCUCCGAGCAUCCCCUGGCGAGACCAUGACACUCAACUGCUCCUUCGAGAACAGACAGGGCAGCAGGGUCAAAGCGACCUGGACAAGAGCGCCUGGAGUCGUGCUGGAUUCUGCCCAUCCCUUCUACAGUGGACGACUCAAUGUGUCCCACCUGGAUCUGCUCCAGAAAGGGGAGGCCACGCUGACCCUGUCGGAGCUGGAGCAGCGGGACUCUGGUCUCUAUCAGUGUCAGAUCGAGUUCUACCAGGGAGAGAGUGGGACGGGAGCAGGCACCAAGCUGCGGGUGACGGGGAGAAACCAGAGUGACACAGAUAAAGUAUCAGCCCUCGCGGGGUGCUGUGCCUGGGAGCUCCUGUACCAGGUUGCCAUCGCCCUGGGGCUCCUUCUCAUCAUUGGCCUGGCGGCCACCCUCCUCCUGAAGAGACGCCAAGCGCCGCCCCACUCGCAGCCCCGCCGACGGCAGCCGAAGGGCCAGGGCAGCCGGGAGGCCGUGGAGAGCGAGAGCCUGCACUACGCAGAGAUUAAAACCCAGACCCCAGGACGCAGGGAACACACGUCCAACCACGCCCAGCGACGCUGA
Molecule: messenger RNA, 759 nt
Organism: Chrysemys picta bellii (western painted turtle)
Lineage: Eukaryota; Metazoa; Chordata; Testudines; Emydidae
Source: RefSeq, a predicted model, not a curated record